CUCGGCGUGGAGCUCGAGCUCCAGGAGUUAUUUGUAUCAGAAGAUAACUUCCAUCUCCAGUCCCUGUUCAGCCAGGGGGCAGUGACUUGACUCAAGACAGCUGUGGGUCACCCCCUUUCCUUUUCCUGGCAUGAGAUAGAGCACAGGGAAGAGAAGUGGGGCAAGAAAUGACUGACUCUGUUACUGCAUGGUGCCUCUUUGAAGGAAUAUUAAAAGACUGUCCUCUAAAGACUCAUGUUGCCUGAGGAAGAAGCCCGGAAGAGGAGGGAGAGGAAAGAAAGGGAGUCAGGAAUGGCUGUUUCUCAGGAACAGUUGACAUUCAAGGAUAUUGACAUAGAAUUCUCUCAGGAGGAAUGGGAAUGCCUGGAACCUGCUCAGCGAGCCUUGUACAGGGACGUGAUGUUGGAGACCUACAGGAACCUCCUCUCCCUAGACAUCUCUCCUAUACACAUGAUCAAGAAAUUACAACUAAAAGUAAACACUGGUAGAGGAGAAGUAUUACAAACAGUGAUGUUGGGAAGACAUGAAAGGAAUAAAAUGAAACAUGUUUACCUCAGGGAAAUCCAGGAAAAUAUAUCUGACUUUGAGUCUCAGCAGAGAGAUGAGGUAAGAAAUUACAGAGGAACUCCUAUGUCCCAUAAUGAAAAUCCUACUGAUAAGAGAGAUGGACUUGGUAGGAGUGUUGCAGGAAUUAAGCCUAUUGAAAAUAGGCUUGCAUCAAGCUUUCGGGAUGAACUGCAUGUAUUUAAAAGUGAACAAAAAAUUGAUGGAUUUAAUCAAGCUGACAAGAAUAUCAACAGUAGUGCCUCAUUUUCACCACUUCAGACAAUUUCUCCUGUUGUCCAAACAAGCAUUUCUGAUACAAAUGGGAAUGAUUUUAUGCAUCCUUCAGUACUGACACAAGACCAGAGGGCACACAGGGAACAACCUUACAAAUGUAAUGAGUGUGGCAAAACCUUUCAUCAGGGGUCACACAUCACUGGACAUCAGGUAGUCCAUACAGAAGAGAAUUUAUAUAAAUGUGACAUAUGUGAAAAAGUCUUUAGUCAAAAAGCAUACCUUGCAAUUCAUCAGAGAAUUCAUACUGCAGAGAAACCUUACAAAUGUAAUGUGUGUGAUAAAAUGUUUCAUCACAGCUCGAAUCGUAGAAGACAUCAGAGAAUCCAUACAGGAGCAAAACCAUAUAAAUGUGAUGUAUGUGGCAGAGUCUUUAAUCGAAAUUCAAUCCUUGCACUUCAUCAGAGAAUUCAUACUGGAGAGAAACCUUACAAAUGUAACGAGUGUGGGAAGGUCUUUAGUCGAAAAGGAACCCUUGCAAGUCAUCGGAGAAUUCAUACUGGAGAGAAACCUUACAAAUGUAAUGAGUGUGGUAAAACCUUUUAUCACAGCUCAAUCCUCACUCGACAUCAGAUAAUCCAUAAAGGAGUGAAAUUAUAUAAAUGUGAUAUGUGUGGCAAAGUUUAUAGUCGAAAUUCAAAUCUUGCAAUUCAUCAGAGAACUCAUACUGGAGAGAAGCCUUACAAAUGUAAUGAGUGUGGCCAGAUCUUUAGUCAAAAAGCAACGCUUGCAUUUCAUCAGAGAAUUCAUACUGGAGAGGAACCUUACAAAUGUAAUGAGUGUGGCAAAGUCUUUAGUCAAAAAGCAACCCUUGCAAGGCAUCAGGUAAUUCAUACUGGAGAGAAAUGUUACAAAUGUAAUGAGUGUGGCAAAACCUUUCAUCAGAGCUCAACCCUCACUCGACAUCAGAUAAUCCAUACAGGAGAGAAGUUAUAUAAAUGUGAUGUAUGUGGCAAAGUUUAUAGUCGAAAUUCAGACCUUGUAAUUCAUCAGAGAAAUCAUACUGGAGAGAAACCUUACAAAUGUAAUGAGUGUGGCAAGACCUUUAAUUACAGAUCGAAACUCAGUAGACAUCAGUUAAUCCACACAGAAGAGAAAUUAUAUAAGUGUGAUGUAUGUGGCAGAGUCUUUAGUCAAAAUUCAUAUCUUGCAAGACAUCAGAGGAUUCACACUGGAGAGAAACCUUACAAAUGUAAUGAGUGUGGCAAAACCUUUAACGAUAAGUCAGCCCUCAGUCGACAUCAGAUGAUCCAUACAGGAGCAAAACCAUAUAAAUGUGAUUUUUGUGGCAAAGGCUUUCGUCGUAAUUCACACCUUGCAGGUCAUAAGAGAAUUCAUACUCGAGAGAGACCUUAUAAAUGUAAUGUCUGUGACAAGGUCUUUACUCAAAAUUCACACCUCAGGAUUCAUCAGAGGAUUCAUACUGGAGAGAAACCUUACAAAUGUAAUGAGUGUGGCAAGGUAUUUAGUCAAAAUCCAACCCUUGCAAAGCAUCAGAGAAUACAUACUGGAAAAAAAACCUUACAAAUGUAAUUAGUGUGGUAAGGUCUUUAGUCAGAAUUCACUACUUGCAACUCAUUGUAGAAUACAUGCUGUAGAGAAACCUCUCAAAAAUAUUGAGUGCUGAAAAGCCUUUACUCAGAUUUCAACCCUCCCUACACAUUAGGUAAUAAAUACAGAGGGGAAACCAUAUUAAUGUAAUAUAGGUGGGAAGGACUUGCUUCAAAAUUGACACUUUAAGUUCAUGGGAGAUUCAUAGUGGUAGAAAUCAUGCAAAUGUCUUCAAUGUGACAAAGCCUUACCUAUG
Messenger RNA from Eubalaena glacialis (North Atlantic right whale), 2644 nucleotides. RefSeq names its product zinc finger protein 665-like. The transcript has 7 exons. The coding region runs from base 235 to 2370 and encodes 711 amino acids. NCBI's taxonomy places the organism in Eukaryota, Metazoa, Chordata, Mammalia, Artiodactyla, Balaenidae. The record is from RefSeq and is a predicted model, not a curated record. Gene Ontology annotation, biological process: regulation of DNA-templated transcription.